CCGAUUCCACUAUUGUCACGCUGUUGCUCACGAUACACACAUUAGGAACGGUCUACUCUCCUUUCCGUUAGUUCUGGGCUGUGGACGCCAGCAGUGUUCUGUGACUGUACUAAGGGCCUUCAAAAGGAAUUGAAAACCAUGUCUGAGGCAGAAUUUGAUAAGGCUGCAGAGGAGGUGAAGCAGCUGAAGGCCAAACCAGCAGAUGCAGAGAUGCUCAGGGUUUAUGCUCUGUUUAAACAGGCCAAAGUGGGCGAUGUCAACACUGCUCGUCCUGGGAUGCUUGAUUUCACUGGGAAAGCCAAGUGGGAUGCCUGGGAGAAGGAGAAAGGAAAGAACCAAGAGGAAGCCAGGAAGGAGUACAUUGCCUUGGUAGAGGAGCUUAAAGGGAAGUACGGAGUCUAAGAACCUACUGACUGGGUUCGACCGCUGGCAGUGUAGAACCAUGACCUCUGUGGUCAGCCCACACCUCGUCCCUGUGAGAUGCCUUAAAUUCCAUUAGUAUGCCCUUUGCUACAAGACCUGGGGCAAAUGCAUAUGUAAAAUACUUUGUAAUUCUAGAGGUGUGCUUGGUUUAGCGGAGUGAUUUUAGUUGGCACUUUUUGGACUAUUCAAAUGGUACAAAACAAGAACUCAAGCCCACCUCAUGUAUUUUACAUAUGUGUUGGACCCAGGUAUGUUUGCGACUGUAUUGCAUGCGAACGCUGUAUGCCUAGUGUGGACCACCUAUGGUCAAGCUGAGAAUACAGGGCUGACAAGCCGCUGCUACGGACCGAGUCAAGCCGUCCUCCACCAGCAAUUUCCUAGUGAACUGGUUGUACAGCCCAGGAACUCUAUAAAGUCUACAUUUGUUUUAACA
Messenger RNA from Oncorhynchus tshawytscha (Chinook salmon), 856 nucleotides. Its product is annotated as acyl-CoA-binding protein. Gene Ontology annotation, molecular function: fatty-acyl-CoA binding. Lineage: Eukaryota; Metazoa; Chordata; Actinopteri; Salmoniformes; Salmonidae. The transcript has 4 exons. Gene Ontology annotation, biological process: fatty acid metabolic process. Bases 139 to 402 code for a protein of 87 amino acids. The record is from RefSeq and is a predicted model, not a curated record.